AAUUAGUGAAAAAGAUUAAUCUUUCACUCUACUCUUUGGCUAAAACUAACCUUAACGAAGAAGAAAAAAAAAAAGUAUGGGAGGGGCUGGUCGAGCAUACCAAAAAUAUCAGUGAUAAAUCCGAAGAGGUUUUAAAUAAGUUAGAUAAUAUUCGUUUUUCCGAAAGCGACCUUAUUCUCCAAGAAGAAAGAAAUGAGUUGUUACAAAAAUUUGAUAAUUUGCUAAGCCUUUUGCGGGAGGAAAAAUCUACUAUUUUACGACAAAUGGAAACCAAAGUAGUUCCGAUAACUCCUUUGCGGUCAAAAGUUGUAAAAAGAGGUUAUUGCUAUUUUUGUGAUAUUAAUAUUGCUAGCGGGUUUCCUUAUAAAUUAGCGAAAGAAGAACAAACAGUGCUGGCUAUUGAAGUGUUAGAAGGAGCCGAAUUUUGCUCCCAGGAAUGCUUAUUAGGCUAUUGUAAAGAGUAUAAAAAUCGCGAAAAACUGCGCGUAGAAGAAAAAAAGAAAAAUGAAGAAAAAAUUGCUGAGGAUACUCGCGUACUCACCGAAGCACAAACCCGCGUGGCAAGGUUACAAGGAAAAAUUAACGAAUUAGAAAGAAAAGAGCAGGAAAUGGAGUUAUUACGUAAAGAAGGGAUAGACGCGGCGGAGGAAAAAAAGCCCAGUUCUUGGCAAAGGUUCUGGCAGAAAGUAGGUUUAGCCAAAAAAACCUCUUUGCCUCUUACACGGGAAAGUCUAAAAAGAGAAAAAAUAACUUACCAAAUGAAAUUAGCCGUCGCGGAAAAAGAAGUCCAAAAAGCCAUUAUUACUUUAUCCAUUGACCGCCAAGUCGAGCAAGAACGCCAAAAAUUAGAAAAAAAACUCCUUCAAGAAAAAAAGAAAAAUGAAGAAUAA
Molecule: messenger RNA, 890 nt
Organism: Ambispora gerdemannii
Lineage: Eukaryota; Fungi; Glomeromycota; Glomeromycetes; Archaeosporales; Ambisporaceae
Source: the annotation of a GenBank genome assembly